CCGAUCCGGAGCCGAUCCCCGCCCGCCCCAGCCCCGGAGGGAUUCCGAGUUCCCUUCCCACGACUCCACACUUCCCUCUGUGACGAAGUUUUCUCCCGGUGCCUUCUGGAGGGCUUGUCGUCCGGAGCCUUCUGACCGACUUGCUCGGGUUUGUUGUGGGAGAUAACUUGUUUCGCUCCAACCCGCAUCCCCUUUCCUUGACCUCCUCCAAUCGGAUGUUCUAGAUGACUGAAUGGAGUUUUGAGUUGGACUUUUGUGUCCCUGCUGGAAUUGGGCCUGAUCCCAGAGCACUGGGGGUGGGGUGGAGGUGUUACUGUAAAAUGCAAGUUGGAUAAAAAGAAGACCUCGCCAAGGGCCCCAAUGAGUGGCACACAGUCUACUAUCACCGACAGGUUUCCCCUCAAAAAACCUAUAAGGCAUGGAAGUAUUUUGAACCGAGAGUCACCAACAGAUAAGAAGCAGAAAGUAGAACGCAGUUCAUCACAUGAUUUUGAUCCCACAGAUAGCUCCUCCAAGAAGACAAAGUCUAGUUCAGAGGAGAGUAGAUCCGAGAUCUAUGGUCUUGUUCAGCGCUGUGUGAUCAUCCAGAAAGAUGACAAUGGAUUUGGGCUGACAGUCAGUGGAGACAAUCCCGUCUUCGUACAGUCUGUCAAAGAAGAUGGAGCAGCCAUGCGGGCUGGUGUACAGACAGGUGAUCGAAUCAUCAAGGUGAACGGAACUCUGGUGACUCAUUCGAACCAUUUGGAGGUGGUGAAGCUAAUCAAAUCUGGUUCCUAUGUAGCUCUCACUGUUCAGGGACGCCCACCUGGGUCGCCCCAGAUUCCACUUGCUGAUUCUGAAGUAGAGCCAUCAGUCAUUGGACAUAUGUCUCCCAUCAUGACCUCCCCUCAUUCACCUGGAGCAUCUGGGAAUAUGGAGAGAAUAACUAGUCCUGUGCUCGUUGGGGAGGAAAACAACGUGGUCCAUAACCAGAAAGUGGAAAUUUUGAGAAAAAUGUUACAGAAAGAACAGGAGCGGCUACAGUUAUUGCAGGAAGAUUACAACCGAACACCUGCUCAAAGAUUGCUAAAAGACAUCCAAGAGGCCAAGAAACACAUUCCUCAGCUUCAAGAGCAGUUAUCCAAAGCCACAGGCUCUGCUCAGGAUGGAGCUGUAAUUACACCCUCCAGGCCUUUAGGUGACACUCUACCAGUCAGUGAGGCAGAAACAGAUCCUGGAGAUGGACUGGGCAGGACUGACUGGAGCAGUGGAGAUGCUUCUCGGCCAAGUAGUGACAAUGCAGAUAGUCCUAAGAGUAGCCUGAAAGAGAGGAUUUAUCCAGAGGAAUCCCCUGAGAAAAGUGAAGCAAUCCAGGACACUGACACACAAUCACUAGUUAGCAGUCCCUGUACCCGUGUAGCACCUCAUAUUAUUGGAGCAGAGGAUGAUGAUUUUGGAAGUGAACAUGAGCAGAUCAAUGGACAGUGCAGCUGCUUCCAGAGCAUUGAAUUGCUAAAAUCUCGCCCUGCUCACUUGGCUGUUUUCUUACACCAUGUAGUUUCACAAUUUGACCCUGCAACAUUGCUCUGCUAUCUCUAUUCAGACCUGUAUAAACAAACCAAUUCCAAGGAAACUCGUCGCAUCUUCCUUGAGUUUCAUCAGUUCUUCCUAGAUCGAUCUGCACACCUGAAAGUUUCUGUUCCUGAUGAAAUAUCUGUAGAUCUAGAAAAAAGAAGACCCGAGCUUAUUCCUGAGGAUUUGCAUCGUCACUAUAUCCAAACUAUGCAAGAAAGAAUCCAUCCAGAAGUUCAAAGGCACUUGGAAGAUUUUCGGCAGAAACGUAGCAUGGGGCUGACCUUAGCUGAAAGUGAGCUGACUAAACUUGAUGCUGAGCGAGACAAGGAUCGCGUGACUCUGGAGAAGGAGCGGGCAUGUGCCGAGCAGAUAGUUGCCAAAAUUGAAGAAGUGCUGAUGACUUCUCAGGCUGUAGAAGAAGAAAAGAGUUCUACGAUGCAAUAUGUCAUUCUUAUGUAUAUGAAGCAUUUGGGAGUGAAAGUGAAGGAACCUCGAAACUUGGAGCACAAGCGGGGCCGGAUCGGAUUCCUUCCAAAAAUCAAGCAAAGUAUGAAGAAAGAUAGAGAAGGCGAAGAGAAAGGCAAGCGAAGAGGAUUUCCCAGCAUCCUGGGACCCCCAAGAAGACCGAGCCGCCAUGACAACAGUGCAAUUGGCAGGGCCAUGGAACUACAGAAGCCACGCCAUCCAAAGCACUUGUCCACACCUUCAUCUGUGAGUCCUGAGCCUCAGGACUCUGCAAAGUUGCGCCAGAGUGGGUUAGCAAAUGAAGGAGUAGAUGCUGGAUACCUGCCUGCCAGUACCCUGUCCUCUGUGGCCUCAGGGGCUGCUCUCUCCCAGGAAGGAGGGAAAGAGAAUGACACCGGAUCAAAACAAGUAGGAGAAACACCAGCAUCUGGAGACUGCUUGGAUUGCACACCUCGUGUCCCCACUGCCAUUUUCGAUUUCCCUCCUCCUCCAUUAGACCAAGUGCAGGAGGAGGAAUGCGAAGUAGAGAGGGUGACAGAACAUGGAACACCAAAACCCUUUCGAAAGUUUGACAGCUUAGCCUUUGGAGAAAGUCAAAGUGAAGAUGAGCAAUUUGAAAAUGACCUAGAGACAGAUCCACCCAACUGGCAGCAGCUGGUUAGUAGAGAAGUACUACUGGGACUGAAGCCUUCUGAGAUCAAAAGACAGGAAGUGAUUAAUGAAUUAUUCUACACCGAAAGAGCUCAUGUCCGAACACUGAAGGUUCUUGAUCAAGUGUUCUAUCAACGAGUGUCCAGAGAAGGGAUUCUGUCACCAUCAGAAUUACGGAAGAUUUUCUCAAACUUGGAAGAUAUUCUUCAACUUCAUGUUGGGUUGAAUGAGCAAAUGAAGGCUGUUCGCAAAAGGAAUGAGACCUCUGUUAUUGAUCAUAUUGGAGAAGAUUUGCUCAUCUGGUUCAGUGGGCCAGGAGAGGAGAAGUUAAAACAUGCUGCUGCUACAUUUUGCAGUAACCAACCUUUUGCCUUGGAAAUGAUCAAGUCUCGUCAGAAAAAGGACUCUCGAUUCCAGACUUUUGUGCAGGAUGCUGAGAGUAAUCCUCUGUGUCGUCGUCUUCAGCUGAAGGAUAUCAUCCCCACUCAAAUGCAGAGACUCACUAAGUACCCACUUCUUUUGGAUAAUAUUGCCAAGUACACAGAAUGGCCACCGGAAAGGGAGAAGGUGAAGAAAGCUGCAGAUCACUGUCGUCAGAUCUUAAAUUAUGUAAAUCAGGCUGUCAAAGAGGCAGAAAACAAGCAGCGCUUAGAAGAUUAUCAGCGCCGCCUUGAUACCUCCAAUCUCAAGUUAUCCGAGUACCCAAAUGUUGAAGAGCUCAGGAAUUUGGAUUUAACAAAAAGGAAGAUGAUUCAUGAAGGGCCAUUGGUUUGGAAGGUGAAUAGAGAUAAAACUAUUGAUUUGUACACUUUGCUGCUGGAAGAUAUUCUUGUACUGUUACAAAAGCAGGAUGAUAGACUUGUGUUAAGAUGUCAUAGCAAGAUUCUGGCAUCUACAGCAGAUAGCAAACAUACGUUCAGUCCUGUCAUUAAGUUGAGUACAGUGCUGGUUCGACAAGUGGCAACAGAUAACAAAGCUUUAUUUGUCAUCUCCAUGUCAGAUAAUGGAGCUCAAAUUUAUGAACUAGUGGCCCAGACAGUUUCUGAAAAGACUCUCUGGCAAGAGCUCAUUUGCCGAAUGGCUGCCUCAGUGAAAGAGCAGUCCGCCAAGCCAAUUCCCCUGCCGCAGUCACCAUGCGAAGGAGACAAUGAUGAAGAGGAAGCGCCCAAAUUAAAAACAGAGCAUCAUGGCAUUUCAGUUACUGGCUUGCAGAGUCCAGACAGAGAUCUGGGGUUAGAAUCUCCAUUGAUUUCAUCAAAAUCUCAGUCUUCUUCAUUGAGUACCACUGGGAAAUCAGAGGCAGACCAUCUCUUCAUGACUGCAACACAGUUUGCAAAGGAGCAGCAUGCGAAUGAGACACUCAAAGAAGGCGGAAAAAAUUAUCCAGACACAAUACCAGAUCCAUUCUUGCCUGUCUCAGAGGAGCGGUGGGCAUUGGAUGCACUGAGGAAUUUGGGUUUGUUGAAGCAGUUGCUGGUACAACAGCUAGGUUUGACUGAGAAGAGCUCUCGGGAAGACUGGCAGUCCUUCCCAAGAUACAGGACUGCCUCUGAAGAGGUUCAGACAGACAGUGGCAUCCAGAACUCUGAAAACAUUAAAGCCUAUCAUGCUGGUGAAGGACAGAUGCCCUUUAAAACUGGCACUGGUGACAGUGUGAAUUGUUACAGUCCACGGACUUCAACUGAAUCUUGUGCUGAGCAAGAUUCAGUAGUACUGGCAUCCCAAGAGAGCCCCGCAAAUAACAUGUUUGAAAUGGACCACAUGAUUCUGACCCCAGAGCUGCCUGGCACAGAGCAAGAAGGGGGUCUGGAUGAGAGUGGAGAGCACUUUUUCGAUGCCCGUGAAGCACAUAGUGAUGAUAAUCCAUCAGAAGGCGAUGGGGCAGUUAAAAAGGAAGAGAAGGAUGUUCAUUUACACAUCUCAGGAAACUGUUUGAUUCUUGAUGGCUAUGACACCGUGCAGGAGAGCUCCACAGAUGAGGAGGUUGCGUCCUCGUUCACCCUGCAGCCUGUCACAGGCAUCCACCCUGUGGAUUCCUCCCACCAGCAGCAACCUUCUCCCCACAGUGCUCCUUCUGAUGGGGCAUUUUCACCAUUCACCUCAGAAUUCCUGGUCCAGCGACGCUGGGGAGCUAUGGAAGAUGCCUGUUUUGAGAUCCAGAGUCCCUCCCCCUGUACAGAUUCACAAAGCCAGAUCAUGGAGUACAUUCAUAAGAUAGAGGCUGACCUUGAACACUUAAAGAAGGUGGAGGAAAGUUACACCCUUCUUUGUCAAAGGCUGGCUGGCUCAGCCCUCCCUGACAAGCUCUCAGAUAAAAGUUAGAGCCCAGUGUCCUGGAGGUGACUGCAGGUGGUUGGAUUUUGCGCAUCGGCCCUGUAUCAGCUCCAACCUGGCUCCAGUGUGGAUGCAGAGAAGAGUGUGACAGAGGAUCUGCCUGGAACCGCCUGGGCUCAGCCAUGCCCAUGGUGCCCUGAAUGGGACUAAGUUCUUCACAGUCUGGCAGCUGCACGAGUCUGUCAGUGAGGGAACAUCUGUUCUCUCACUUUCCUCUCCUCACUGGCGGAAUUGCAUUUUGAUUCAGAACAAAAACCAAAUGUAUAGAGCUUUGGGUGUAGGAUAUGAAAUUGUACUUAUGCAUAAGAAAGAGAAAAUCAGAUGUAUUUAUUUGACUUCAUUCCUUAUUUGAAAGCACAUUUUAAUUUUACUUUGCCUUGUAUUAUUUUAAUUGAGUAGUGAGAAUUUUAGCCCUUUAUAUUUAGUACACCCAAGGUUCAAAUGCUCCUGAAGCCAAGGUCAGGUAGGGGAUGAGACGCUUGGUCGAGAGGUGGUGCAGGGGAGGACAGAAGGAAGGAGCACUGGCCUGUAUUCAACUGUACACCUUGCCCUUCUGCCCAGUGAGCUGCCGUUCUGAGGGCCACCUCAGACGUGGGCUGUGCCCUGUGGCCCUGCACGCAGAAGGCACGAGCCUGCUGCCUGGGUCGCCAGAGGCCAGGUGGGCUCCACCCUGAGGCAAGUACCUAGUCUCUGUAGCUAGGUUCCAUCCCAAUUAACAGGUAUCCUCAACUUGCUAAAUGGUAGGCACUUGAAAAAUGGGUGUAUUUUCUUCUAUUGUUGUCUUUUCUGUUGAUGGUUGGGAUUUGGGAGAGAGGAAAGCAAAUUUUUAUUUUCUUGACUUAUAAAUUUGUUAUUCUUGGUAUUGUUUCAUUUGUAUAAUUAUUCAUUAGACUGGCACUUAUAAAAAAAUCAUCCCUGCAAGUUAGGCAGGAAGUAAGAACAAACAUGGAAAUGCUUCAGUGGUGGGGGUUGCUAAGGAGGGUUGGUUAAGAGUCUGUCUAAACUGAAUCACUACUGAGUGGAACCAUGGCUGUCAUGAGCCACGGGUACUGCUGAUUAUAAGGCCAGUAAAAUAUUAGUACCUGGAGGUUUGACUCUAAUAUUUUGCACUGACGGUGCCAAAGGGCUCUUUGAGUCACAAGGAGAGUGAAGGGUGGGUGGAAGGUAUAGUAGAGGAGAGCUGCUCACAUUGCCCAGAGCACUUUCUCUGACCUUGCUGCCACAGCCCUGUCCGCACCAUGCCGGGACUGGCCUUAGCCAUGGAGACCAGGUGUGCUGUCCGGCCACCGAGGUGCGCUGGCUCUGCGCAAGGGUACAUAGCAGUGUCCACAGCACCUGCAGAGGGUAAACAAGCCAGUUGUGACCUGAGAACUCCUUCAAUUCUAUUGGGUUUUGGUGGCUUCUUUGUAUAUGAAAUAAAUACAUUUUUGAAGUAUUUUGUCAACUGAAAAAUAGCAUUUGUCAAAUCUGUAAAUUCUGUUAAUAGACAAGGAGUUCACCCAUUUCUUUCAGUUAGUGCCCUCUGAACUCUGGGGCAAUCAGGAUGCACUUGUAUCUUCCCCUGCAGUGCCCUCUUAAACACAUACACAAAGAAAGCUUUUCCUCCCUUUGGUGGAGAUUCCCUGCUGCUUUUAUACACACCACUACAACUUAAUAAGCUCAUCUGCUUGGGUCCAGAUUCCCAUUUUUGCCCUUUCAAAACUCAUCUAUGUUCUUAUAUAGAUGAACUUGGAUUAUUGUACCUCAUCAAUAAAUUGAAAUUAUAUUUUGAGUCAUUGACCAAGUAUAAUUUAACUCAGAAUGGGAUCUAAAUUUUUAGAAGCUGAAACUAAUAUGUAAGUUAAGCUUGGAAUUUGGAGCUUUGCAUGUAUGUUAGGAGAAGCAAGUAGAAACCAAAUGGUUACAUUGUGUUGCUGGAAAUAAGCAGUCACUCCCAAUUAAAGUGAAAGGGCUAUCCCGGUAGCCACUUGACACUAUGUCAUUGGAGGAAUUCAUCAGGAGAAAGAUAAACAUACUAGAACCUUCCUCCUAGCUCCAAGCACUAGAGGUCAUCCCAUAAUUUUCUAGCACUCUAGAAGUUUGCAUGUCAGCAAAGUUUUGUUUUCUUCUCUGGCUCAUCAGUGUUUUGCUUAGUGAUUGUUUACUUUCCUUUCUCUGCAGCUUAGCCUCUCUUUGGAACUAUAGCAGAGCUAACUGGGAAAUACUUUGCCCGUAGCUCUGGUACUUCUAAGUAGAUUCAUAUCUAUGUGUCUGAUGAAGCCUCAAGAUAAAAUUAACUCUGGGAAAAAAAAAAAAUCUUAACUUUUUGAGCAUUCUUUUUGUUUCAUCAGCCUUAUUGCCUGUCUUUGCCCUCCCAUCCUAGUCUCCUGUGCUCAUUGUGGCCAUUAUAAUCACAUCUGUUUGACUUCUAUGUUACACCUUCCUUUCAGGUGAUGAAAUCAGGUGCUCUUCUUGUUUUGCAAUGAGACUGGUCAUCGUCAUAAAGUUGGGUGGCUAGAAGUUGCAGUCUGCUUCUGUACCAAGGAGCAUAGGGCCGUGAGGGGGCCUAAUCACCUAUGUAGAUGUGUGAGCUACAGGCGUGAAUGAUGACACUGCCUUCUUCUGUGGCUUAGUGGCUCUUGCUGUUAAGUGCAAAUUGCAAUAGCAAUGUUUCCUUUUGAGAGAAAUGAUGUCAGGCAAAUCUGUAAACCUUCAAAGUGCUAUGAUAUGAAUUCAUAAUUAUCACCCAUAUUUUGGUUAUGAUCAUCAUGCCAUAUAUUUUGUCUACUUUACAAUCAGCUAUUUUGGAGUAUAUUUUAUGGGAGGCAUAUUUCAUGAGGCUUUUGGUUUUAUUUUCCCCAAAACAACUUCUAAAUAACUGCUCCAACACAUGAAUUCCCUUUAAAAAUCAUUUUGUUUCUUUGUCUUUCAGAGAGGGGAGAGGAUGAGCUACUAUCAUAGUAAAGGAGAGAAAUCCAUUUUGCCCAACUUUUAGAAGCGAAAGAAAUAAUUGUGCUUCCUGUGAGUUAUCUUACUCACAUCUAUCUUUUUUCUCCUUGACAGUGAGUGGUGAAUAUGCCUGGUGCCUGUCCCCGAACCCCUGCCCCAGUAGCUCAGCUCUCCGCAAUGGUGUGGCGCCCGGGGCUUUCCUCAGUAUUUCCUUCCUUGAGAACUGUGUGCAUAGGACUUUAAAAUACAAAAAUAGCAAGGAUAUACAGAAGUUUCUGUGGGCUAGUCCCUUCCCCCCAGUAGUACAAUUUCUGUUCAGUACAUCGUAUUUUCCCCCUGACACUCCCACCUUUGUUCAGAGUGAUCUGCAAAAUCAUUCUUCACAGAGUUGUUCUCGUCUGGUUCCUUUGCCUUCCCCACUGGUACUGAGGGUGUUGAUACUACAUUGUCACAGGGGUGGGGGAGUACCUCCUAGAUAAAAGCCCCCACUGCCAUUUCCAGGUGCCAACCGCUAAGCAGACAUACUACAAAAACGGUAACUGUAAUGUGCACACUGUUUGGUUAUUUUUAAUAAGCCUCUUCCUACUAGAAUGUUUUAUUUUCCUUCUUCACCAUACAAUCACGUACUCUUUAACAGAAAUUGCUUUUUAAAAAAAUCUGGAACUAUCUUUAAAGAACCUUAUUAAUAAUCAUGUAUUUUUACUGAUCACAUUUUGAAAUGCCUAAAAGACUUUAUUGUUCUAAUUAUCCAGAUGUACCUUUGUAAAAUAGCUCUUUUAUGAAUUAGCUGAUAAGGCUGUAUGUUUCUGGAACAAAAUAUUGGUCAUCUAAAAACUUUCUGUUUUCUGGGGUCUGGGAAAAUAGAAAUUUAAGAGUUCAAAUAUUAAAUAAGCUUAAACAACAAA
Messenger RNA from Jaculus jaculus (lesser Egyptian jerboa), 8837 nucleotides. It is a transcript of the gene Arhgef12, whose product is annotated as Rho guanine nucleotide exchange factor 12. Bases 361 to 4992 code for a protein of 1543 amino acids. Lineage: Eukaryota; Metazoa; Chordata; Mammalia; Rodentia; Dipodidae. The transcript is spliced from 41 exons. Gene Ontology annotation, cellular component: cytoplasm. Gene Ontology annotation, biological process: G protein-coupled receptor signaling pathway; Rho protein signal transduction. The record is from RefSeq and is a predicted model, not a curated record. Gene Ontology annotation, molecular function: GTPase activator activity; G protein-coupled receptor binding; guanyl-nucleotide exchange factor activity.